GGGAAACGUCACAGUGACGUCACGGCACAACAAACAAGUUCGGAGGGCAGAUUGAAGAUGCUCGGACUUGGAGAGGAGAGACGCGGAACCUAUUGUCCGUCGAAUGUUGGAAAAGAAAAAGAGAAAAAGUAUGAAUGUGGAGGAGGAUAGGAGUGAGUUGGGAUUGCAGGAUGAAGACAUCUGGUGAAGUUGGAGGAGGCUGACAGGAUGUGGCCCAACGACGGAGAAUGAGAAAUACUUCACAAAUGAAACAAGUACAAUUGAGGUAAAUAAGCGUUUUGUACUGUUAAGAGUACACAGUAUCUCCAUGAUCAAGUACUGCUUUACAGCAGCUCUUUGUGAUUAAACAUCAUUUUAAAUGGGGGGAAAUGAAUACAAACACAACAUAUAAUGGGUAAGCAACAUUUCAUUUUAGUUAAGGAGCAAUACUGUCAUCAAAAUAUAGACAGACUCGAUGUUGCCACCUUUUACAGGAAGUAAUGGUUUCCGGCUGCUGUGCGAUAGCUCAUCAAGACCCAGCUUCCCUAUAGCUCAAAAACACAUGCGUGCACGGCAGCGUGCAGUCCAACUGCCGGCUGAAGGGUUUAAAGUCACUUCAGAAACAUGUCAGGACAAGGAAACAGCAGGAGCAGUGGCGAAAAUCAGCUUAAAACACCGGAGCAGGAACAUGCCUCAUUGAGGGUCAGACAGUUUUCACCAGGUCAUGUCCGCAAAAUGGGAACGACGAGGAAAAUGCGAGACCGAAAGGAUUUCCACGAUCACGAGGACAAAGAGAAAGCUCAGAGACACAAAGAAAUGGAGCUGAAGCCCAUGUAUAAGGAACUGCUGUACACUAUUGCACACAAGAUAGGUCAAGCCUCAUAUACCGAGACUUUCACAGAUGCGCAACUGCACCAGUACAUAAAGGAGGCCUUCACAAUGACAGAGUCAGAACAUGAUAUUCUGAUGGAAAAAGUUCAAAAAACAAAGCCACCUGCAUACUGCCUGAUGGCCACUGUCAAAGAAGCAGAAGGAAUUCUGGGAAAAGAUGUCAGUGGUUUCAGUGACCCCUACUGCCUGCUCACCAUCCUGGAGGACGACGACUCAAGCAAAACAAGACAGUCCGCAGCCAAACCCCUGAAGUCAGUGGUGAAGGAUUCUGUGUCAGAUGAUAAAAUAUACCAGACGGACGUAAAGAAUCAGACUCUUAAUCCCAUCUGGAACCAAACCUUCAUACUAGAAUUCCAACACACCGCACACACCAGCUUCCAUCUGGAGAUGUGGGACAAAGAUGAAGACGUUUCAAUCACGAAGAAACUGGAGGAGAUCAAAACUAACUUAAAUAGCUUAAGAAGGAUGAUCAAAGAAGCGAAAAAGGAAAAAGGCACUGAUGAUUUCUUGGGAAGCAUUGUCCUAAAACUGGAGAGUCUGCACUGCACAGAGGACAAGUGGUACACUCUGGAGCCCCGCACAGAGACUUAUCCAGACCGAGGAAAGUGUCAUCUAAAUAUAAAAUUUGUCCAUAAAGCGAGGGAUGAAAAUCUAAGCGCAGGUCGAAGUGCUUACAUCAACUACUGUGGGAUUCUGCAGCAGUUCAUCCAGUUCUACAUCUCCAAGCAGCAGAGUUCCGCGCCAUGGAAAGGCGAGUUAUGUGGCGAAGCGCAGACUCUGCUGGAGUUUUAUGCCACGCAGAAUGACCUCUCAUCUUUUCUUCAAGAUCUGGCGAAGUGGGUAGUUUAUAGUAAACUGUACCAGAGUUUGGAGAUGGAGUCGUCUGUGCUGCUCCAGCAGCUGACCAGCAUUGAAUACCACUGGCACCAGCAGGAGUUGCCAUAUCAACAGAAACAGGAACUCGGCGACUCUCUUCAUGGGUUUCUGCAGUAUGGCCUCCAUCUUGUGUCAAAGUACAGAGACAUCUUCCACCCGACUCCCAGCUCUACACCAAAAUUGCACACACUUCUCAGGAUUCUGUCCCAGAUAUGCAAGACCCGGGCUUUUCAGAAAUUGAAUCCAGCUGGCUUCGACCUGCACGAUGAAGUCUGCGACGCUAUAAAGACUGGAACGCAUGAGUGGUUCACUGUCAAGAAGGGUUUGCAUCAACCAAUGACAAAAGACCUGUCAGAGACAGUCGUGGCUGUGUCCAGGUUGAUUGGGGAGGUCCAGGAAGAUGUGAAGAGCAACAAGGACGUCUGGAACCGGAUCUUUUCCAGUGUUGUGCAGGUGGAUGUGUUCACUGUGGUCUAUAAGAGCUUCGACUCUCUGCUUGCCAAAGAAGUCAUGCAGACUUUAUCCUUGAUGGAGGGUCAGAUGGAGCAGACGCUAGCCAACAGCCUCUUCCCAGUGUACCUGAGCCUGCAAGCCAUCCACAAUGACAAGGCUUUCCUGCAGAGACGUGGACUGCUCGAGUUGACAAACUACCACGAGGGCUUCAGGGAGGCGCUUCCCUACUGGCUGAAACAGGCUUUCAGCACCACCCAGGACAGGGUGGAGAGGGCCGUGCAGGUGGACCAGCUGCAGCCGCUGGAGUCUGGCUCAGUGCCGGUCAAGCACAGCUCCUCUGCAGUCGACCUAGUUGCCUGCAUCCAGCCGAUAUGCCAGCUGUGGGAGCAGCUGGCCUGGCCCGACCCAGAAGAGGCUUUUAUGCUCAUGGUUAAAAUUACAGAGGACGUGUGCAAGAUCCUUGUGACCUAUUCUCAAAAUCUGAAGGCGAGGGUUCGAGUCCUCACGGAGAACACAGACCACGGAAGGGCGAUCAAGAUGCUGUGCGUGGUGGUCAAUGAUUUGGAGCAUCUGAGGUCAGUCUUGACGCGCCUGCCUACGCAGCUGAACUGGGCCGGGCUUCGAGAGAGGACACAUCAGGUGAUAGGCGAAACCCAAUUCCAGCAUACGCUGCCAUCCCAGCUGCAGCAAACCCAAAACGUACUGAGCAGAGAGAUCCGCUCUGUUCUGGACACCCUGGGGAAGAAGUUGAACAUAGACAUUGAGAGUUUUGUCCGGGCCAUGCCGACCAGACAAAGAUUUCCCUCCAAGUCGUCGGAGGAUGCAGCUGCCCCUCUCAUGGACUACUUGCUGAAAGAGCUGAAAGAUAUGAAUGAAAACUUGGUUCAAGAGAACUUCAAUAGCCUCCUGACCCCACUGUGGAAUAACUCGGUCAAGAUCCUUCAGCAAGUGGCAGCAGAGCAUGCUCAGCAGGAGGCCUUCAUGGUGGUCAGCCAGAGACUCUACUACACACUGCAGUGUCUGGAACAGUGUUUCCAUGGUGAAGGAAAUGGACUUCCACUGAAGACACUUCAUUCAGACGACUACAAGGCUCUUAAAGUUCUUCUGACUCAACACUCGCUGAGCAGCCAAGAACUUGUUGAAAAGUUUUUUGAAAGGAAGCAAUGGGAGCAGAAAGUGUACAGCGGGGAGAAAUACGGAGCUGUCACCCUUCUGACCUCCUACAGGAGAUCAGAGGGACGACUCAGAGUCGAGGUGUUGAACGCAGUCAACCUUCUGCCGAUGGACUCAAACGGACUGAGCGACCCGUACGUGCAGCUAUGUUUGGAGCCAAAGCACAUUUUCCCUCUGGUGGAAACCCGCAGCACGCAAACCAAAAGCUGCGAUUUGAACCCUCUUUUUGAUGAGUGCUUUGACUUCAUGGUGUCUCUCGAGCAAUGCCAGGCUCCAGGGGCUUGCCUGGUGGUGACUGUAUUGGACUAUGACAUGCUGAUCACUGAUGACUUUGAAGGAGAAGCCUUCCUCGCGCUGAAAGCAAUUCCUGGAGUUCCUGGUUCAAGAGAAGAAAGUGAUGACCUUUCUUCACGUCCUGAUGCCACGCCCGCUCAGAUACGACUGCCUCUAAUGCAUCCAAGACCUAACGAAGACAACAUCCUCAGACUGCUGGAGUCCAGAAAAAGUGAGCGGGACAUACAGGCCUUCGUGAAGCUGCGACGACAACGAGAGAAACAGUCUCUGGAGCUGCCUCAGUCGUAGUACAAGCACCAGGGUCGACACACUUUUUCCAAAAAUAUACAAUUUGUUUUAAUGAUCUGUACCAAAAAAAGGAGAAAGAAGCACAUUGAUAACAAAACAAAGAUGAUAAACAAGUGUGUGUGAGCGUGUGUGUGGACAGUUCAGAAAUCAUCACAGUGAUUGAAAAAGACUAAGAAUGAACUUGCGUAAUUCAACUGUGUAUUUUUCUGUAAUUGAAUGUAAUUAUACGUGAAUGCAUAAACACACACACUCCACCAUUACACAAUGGACAGUAUUAAAAAGUGUAUAUUUCAGUUAACAUGAAAAGAAGAGGUACAAAAAAAAGAAUUUGAAAGACUACAUAUGUCGACAGUUUACUUCGAUUGUGCCUUCAUGCAUUUACCUCAUCCAGUUGAAGAAUCAAACCUGAGUGUUUUAACAGAGGCCAUCUGUUGAAAAUUCAUACAAAUAUUACUAAUUUUCCUUAAAUAUAACCUACAUAAGAGCCACCUGUACCUCGCCUGAAUGAAUUGAAAUAUGCCCUUGAAUGUGUCAUACAUGAUGAACUGGCUGCAGUGUCAU
This is a messenger RNA of Synchiropus splendidus (mandarinfish), 4515 nucleotides long. It is a transcript of the gene unc13d, whose product is annotated as unc-13 homolog D (C. elegans). The transcript is spliced from 35 exons. The record is from RefSeq and is a predicted model, not a curated record. Bases 604 to 3954 code for a protein of 1116 amino acids. Lineage: Eukaryota; Metazoa; Chordata; Actinopteri; Syngnathiformes; Callionymidae.